UACUUGGCUACCAGAUUGCUAACAAUCAGGGAAACAUUCUCAUUACCACGCUAUAGGCUAGCAAUUUGGCACGUUUACGGCAUCCAUCCAUCUUGGAAGUGGUAGAGCCGGUUUCGGAAUCAAGGUCUUCGAUCGCCUUUGUUACGGAACCGUUGUUGGGCACCUUAUCUCAUUUGCUGAAAAUGGACAGUAAUUAUUCGUCGCCAGGAAGCGAUACGGCAUAUGAAAUUGAUGAACUAGAGAUUCAAAAAGGAUUGUCUCAAGUAGGCAAAGGAAUGCAGUUUCUGAACGAUGCCAAAGUGGUACAUCACAAUUUGACUCCCGAUUCUAUAUUUGUUAAUGCAAAGGGCGACUGGAAAAUUGGAGGGUUGGGCUUUGGCGUUUUUCUCAACAAUCCGAGCGAGCAUGAUACCAGCAGCAUCUAUGACUUCAACGAUUAUCUGCCUGAACAGUGUCAAAUCAACCUGGAUUAUGCUGCUCCGGAAUUCAUUCUCGAUAACGAAGUAACGCUAGCCAAUGACAUGUUCUCGUUGGGCUGUUUAGCAUAUUCCAUCCACAACAAGGGUGUGCCUUUAUUGCAUACGUUCAAUAAUCUGCGCACCUAUGAACGAAAAGUUCAAUCUUUAAAUUCGACAGACUACAGAAACAUGCCCCCUCAUUUCCAAGAUGUGAUCCGCAGUUUGCUGGCACGAUACCCUUCGCAACGUAUUACAGCGGAAGAGUUCCAAAAGUCAAAAUACUUUGACAACAUUCUCGUUUCUACGAUGAAGUUUUUGGAGAGUUUCCCGGAAAAGACGCGCGAAGAAAAGAGUCAGUUUAUGAAAGGGUUGGCGCGUGUAUUGAAUCAAUUUCCGGAACGUGUACUGAAGCGAAAGAUCCUUCCACAACUCUUGGAAGAACUGAAGAAUCAUCAGCUGUUACCUUAUACCAUACCCAAUGUUUUUGCAAUCGUCGAGCAACUGAAUCAACGCGAAUUCUGCGAGCUCGUGUUACCGUCCUUAAAACCCGUAUUCAACGUCCGUGACCCGCCACAAAACAUGAUCGUUCUGUUGGAAAAGCUGGAUAUUCUGCAGCAGAAAACGCCACGGGAAACGUUCAGGGACGAUGUGAUGCCACUCGUUUAUGCAGCACUUGAGGCCCCGACGCCUUUGGUGCAAGAAAAGGCAAUGCGUAUUGUUCCGGCGUUGGCUGAGUCGCUGGAUUAUACGACAGUAAAGAAUGCCGUGUUUCCAAGAGUACAAGCAUUGUUUGUCCAAACAACUGUCUUGUCCGUCAAAGUGAGCACCCUGAUUUGUUUCCAUUCCAUGAUCAAAGUAAUUGACAAGUAUACUAUGCAAGAAAAGCUUGUGCCGUUGUUGAAAAAUAUCAAGACAAAAGAGCCUGCAGUAAUGUUAUCCACAUUGGCCGUCUAUGAUGAACUUGGCAAGCACUUGGAUAAGGAAAUUAUUGCAACUGAAAUCUUACCCCAAUUGUGGCGAAUGAGCUUUGGACCAUUAUUAAACUUGGAACAGUUCCGCAAAUUCAUGAAAACAAUUCGAGAGCUGACGAACCGUGUUGAGGAGGCGCACACCCGGCAUUUACAGGAAGUUAAAUCUCUUGAAGAUCAGACCAAGAGCGUGAGUGCUAAAUCUUCACCAAUGAAUGGCAACGCAACAUUGGGUGGAGGAGACGAAGAUGUGUCGUUCGAAGCAUUGGUUCAGGGUCGUGCAGCAGCAGCAGCUGCUGAAACACCAACAGCAACCACUGAUAUGUUCUCAGCCAUGGAUUUACCUUCUACAAUGGGUAUUUCACCUAUCACAGCAUCAGCAACAACGACAGCAGCAACGACAACCAAUAAUCUCAUGAGUGGAUUGGCGCCAAGCAGUGGCUGGCCCUCAAGUAGUACCUCUGGCCGACAAAGCCCUAUGAUGGCGCCGCUAUCACCUUCAUCUGGAUCAUCAAGUCCAGUUCGACGACCUGCCGCUGGUCCAAUGAAUCUCAACUCGUCUUCUUAUUCAUCGACUUCUCAUGCCCCAUCAACAACAUCAAAUACCAUAGAUUGGUCAUCAUCCAUGAAUAGAAGUAAGCCGCUUCACAGCUUUGGCAAUAACAACAGCAUCAACAAUAACAGCACCACUACUAUCCCGACACUUGCCGGUCCAUCCACAUAUCAGCAACCAUCAUCAUCACCCUUUUCAUCCAUACCUAGCUUGCCUCCUCCACAACAACAUCAACAAUCGCAACAACUAUCAAUGGCCACGCUAUCACUAUCUUCAUCAUCUGCAUCUGCAGCAAGCGGUUCUAACUAUGCUGCAUUACACGGAUUAUCCUCGACAAGCAUAAUGCCAACCACACCCACAAACACAUCUCGAUCUUCAAGCAUGGAACUACUACAACCGUUAUCGAGCAAUCGCUCAUCAGCACAAUCUCGCACAUCUAUGCAAGGCCAAACUGGACACAAGCUCAACAACUUGACGGCAUUUGAUCCACUUGGUUAA
Messenger RNA from Zychaea mexicana, 2477 nucleotides. RefSeq lists its product as uncharacterized. Bases 183 to 2477 code for a protein of 764 amino acids. Lineage: Eukaryota; Fungi; Mucoromycota; Mucoromycetes; Mucorales; Lichtheimiaceae. The record is from RefSeq and is a predicted model, not a curated record. The transcript has 10 exons. Gene Ontology annotation, biological process: protein phosphorylation. Gene Ontology annotation, molecular function: ATP binding; protein kinase activity.